GAAAAGCAAAAUAAAUCUUUCUAAAAUUCUCCCUCCUUUAUUUCUCCCUCAUACUUACGCCGCCACCUGAAUCUCUACCGCCGGAAUCCCCCGCCGCCGCCGGCCAAUCAGGUCAAGAGAACGGACCGUAGGUAUACUUUAGAAUUCAUUUAGCAUAUUUGCAAAUUCAGUGUAGUGUUCUCUGCCAUGGGAGCUCCGAAACGACAGCGUAGCCCCAAGGACGAGGAGAAACUCACUGCCAAACAGAGGAAAACUGGUAAACAUGGAGUGCCUGCAAAAAAGUUGCAUGAUAAGGUGGAGCAGCGAGUAGAUGAACAUUCAGAGGGCGAAGAAGCAGAAUUAGUUGCCAACACAAACACAAAGCUGACAGUAUACGACAGUUUAUUGAAAAAAUUGGGUACACAGAAUGUUUCUGUUGCAGACGCAAUCAGAAGAAGGCAACGAGAAGAGCAAGGGGAAAGUGAUGAAGAUGAAGAUGAUGAAGAAGACGACAGUGAUCCAGAAUCCAUUGACGAGCUGGAAGAAAAUGUUGAUGAUGAUGGUGAAGACGACGAUGGCGACGCUGAUGAUGGUAUCUAGAUGGACAGGCGCGUUUCUAUCGGCAGACAUUAAUUUUAGGCUCUCAUACAAAUCCAGAAAUGAAUGCCUUGUUUAAUCAGCAUUGCCUUAACUACUGAGGAAAGGUGAAAUUGGAGUGCACAUAUCACUAGCGUCUAGGUGUGAACUGAAAAACGAAAAAUUCAGCAGUUACCCUGUUAUGUGGAAUUGGGUGCCCAGUUCGUAUUCCACAUGGUGCUCAAUCGAUGCCCAUGUGCUCAUUCAACAAAUGCAUAAAUUUUCGUGCUCAAUUGAAUUUAUCUAUGAGCAUUUUGAUAUAGAAUCAAUAGUUGAAGCUGACAAUGCCCGCCUGAAAUAUUUCUCUGAUAAGGGAUGGGAAAAGCUGACAGUGAUAAAUAUUUUUUUGCGGAUCUUCCCAAAGAUAAAAGAUUCUGUUCAGGAUGGUGUGAUGAUUUUUGCAAGCUCCUACUUCGAGUACGUCCGGCUCAGGAAUUAUUUGAAAUCUCAGUCUGCUUCGGUCUGCUUGUUUGGAGAGUAUAUAAAACGAAAUGAGAUAUCUCACGUCAGGGGUGAGUUUUUCAGAGGAGAAAAGAAAAUUAUGCUCUACACUGAGAGAGCCCACUUCUAUUACAGAUACAAGAUUUGUGGAGUGAAGAAUUUGAUAAUCUACUCCUUGCCAGAUAGAGAAGAAUUCUACCCACAGUACUUAGUUGUGCAGAUUAUUAACUUUCUGGAAGAGUCCGACAACAUGAAUUGCAGAGUGCUGUUUUCUCGUUUGGAUAAUCUCCGGCUCGAGAGAAUAGAUGGUUCUACUGCUGCGAAAAGGAAGAUCAAUUCAGAUAAAGGGGUAUUCGUUUUCGCUUAGAAUUUAUUGCAAGAUGCAGAAAUCAUUUAACCUCAUCUUCACGAUUUUGUGCUAUUCAAGAAGUAUUUAUCGCCCGCGUGUUUGAUAGUUGUAUCACCAAUGACUUCGAGCAUCGUUGAAGUUUUCAACUUCGUGUUUGCUCAAUUUUGGGACUCACAUGUAACCAUUUUGUAACUCUUACUCUCAGAAUUCGAAUAAUCUUGUGUUUGUAACUUAUAUGCAAUUCUGAACGUUUAGUUCCCACAUCAUUUUGCUUA
Molecule: messenger RNA, 1680 nt
Organism: Salvia splendens (bonfire salvia)
Lineage: Eukaryota; Viridiplantae; Streptophyta; Magnoliopsida; Lamiales; Lamiaceae
Product: U3 small nucleolar RNA-associated protein 25 homolog
Exons: 14
Coding region: 758-1423 (221 amino acids)
Biological process (GO): maturation of SSU-rRNA from tricistronic rRNA transcript (SSU-rRNA, 5.8S rRNA, LSU-rRNA)
Cellular component (GO): nucleolus; small-subunit processome
Molecular function (GO): U3 snoRNA binding; rRNA binding
Source: RefSeq, a predicted model, not a curated record